AUGUCUUCGAGCUGUGCCUUUACCAUUGAGUCCAGUGAAGGGACCUUCACGCUCAGCCCCCCGUGGGACCUUGCCCCCAGCCAUCACCCCUCCGGCACGGAAUCGGAGGGACAGGGGCAGAGGCUGCACAGUGGAGUUCUCAGAGACCUUGAGCGUCAAAAUCAGAAAAAGGAGAACAUUCGCCUGCUAGAAGAGCAGAUUGCUUUGACAAAGCAGCUUAUGGAAGAAAGAGACAAGGCGCUAAUGGAAGAAGGGUCCCAGCAGUCCUAG
Nipponia nippon (crested ibis) is the source of this 270-nucleotide messenger RNA. Lineage: Eukaryota; Metazoa; Chordata; Aves; Pelecaniformes; Threskiornithidae. The record is from RefSeq and is a predicted model, not a curated record.